CUCCACUGACAAACAUUGCUCUAAUUUAGCAAUUCAAUACACUCCAGUCAUUACGUACUUUCUCACCAAUGCAAUGUUAUAUUUAACAUUAAAACCUGCCUUCUGCAGUUAGAGAAAGAAAGACUCGGGCACAAUUCAAAUGAACCUUUGAAAAAUAUCAUAUUUUUCAACUCCAGCGCUAAUCAUCGUUCCCCUCUUGCAUGAUGAUGCACCGUUUCCGGAGUAUAAUUAAUUGAAAUUCUCAACUUCUUUACCCUCGUAAAUGCAUUACCUCAAAACUACAAGAAACCAACAAUACUCCAAGCCUAUCCUCAAAAUUUUCUUACCAAUCAAACACCAAAAUAGUUUUUUCUCUAUCCAAACCCCAAAUGCCAACCCAACCCAAGAAUCAAAUUCCUCCAAUUUUCCGCGAAAUGCUCACUUGGAUGCACAGAGUUCCAAUGAAAUCAUUUCAUCAAAUAAGAGUAUCUGUAGCUACAUUAGAUUAGGUGACGUAGGUUCUGCUCUUAAAGUAUUCAAUAACAUGACCGUUAAGACAACAGUCAGUUGGAAUUCAAUCUUGGCUGCGUACUCUAAGAGGAGAGGGAAAAUGAAGGAAGCACAAGAACUGUUCGAUAAAAUUCCCCACCCAGAUACGGUUUCUUAUAAUAUUAUGCUGUCUUGUAUUUUACUCAAUUCUGAUGAUAUAGAAACUGCUUUUGAUUUCUUUAAUCGAUUGCCUUUUAAAGAUAUAGCUUCUUGGAAUACAAUGAUAUCGGGUUUUGUUCGUAACAAGAGAAUGAGCAACGCUCGCGAGUUGUUUUUGGUCAUGCCAGAAAAAAACGAUGUUUCUUGGAGUGCUAUGAUAUCUGGCUAUGUUGAGUGUGGGGAGUUGGAUAGAGCUGUGGAAUUGUUUGAGGUUGCGCCAGUGAAGAGUGUGGUGGCUUGGACUGCAAUGAUUAAUGGGUACAUGAAGUUUGGGAAGGUUGACUUAGCUGAGAAGUUAUUUAAAGAAAUGCCCGUGAAGAAUUUGGUCACAUGGAAUGCUAUGAUUGCAGGUUAUGUUGAGAAUUGUAGAGCUGAGGAUGGCCUGAAGCUGUUUAAAUUGAUGAAGAGGUUAAGGGUUAGGCCAAAUGCUUCAAGUUUGAGUAGUGUUUUAUUGGGUUGUAGCAAAUUGUCUGUAUUGCAGUUUGGUAGGCAAGUUCAUCAACUAGUAUGUAAGUCCCUGUUAUAUGGUGAUACAACAGCAGUGACAUCGUUGAUUAGUAUGUAUUCUAAGUGUGGGGACUUGGAAGAUGCUUGGAAGUUGUUUCUUGAGAUUCAGAGAAAAGAUGUUGUGACAUGGAAUGCGAUGAUUUCUGGUUAUGCUCAACAUGGAGCAGGUGAAAAAGCUAUCCAAUUGUUUGAUGAGAUGAAGGAUGAGGGAAUUAAGCCUGAUUGGAUCACUUUUGUUGCAGUGUUACUGGUUUGCAACCAUGCAGGAUGGGUAGAUCUUGGGAUUCAAUAUUUUGAGUCAAUGGUAAAGGAUUAUGGAAUUGAAGCCAAGCUGGAUCACUAUACUUGCAUGGUUGACCUUCUUGGUCGAGCUGGUAAGCUAGAUAAAGCUGUAGACUUGAUUAAGAAAAUACCUUUUAAACCCCAUCCUGCCAUUUUUGGAACCCUGUUGGGUGCAUGUAGAAUCCAUAAAAGAUUGGAUCUGGCUGAGUUUGCUGCCGCCAACUUGCUUAGUCUUGAUCCAACAAAUGCAGCUGGGUAUGUUCAACUUGCUAAUGUUUACGCAGCUAUGAAUAAAUGGGAUGAUGUUGCUAGGGUUAGACGAUCAAUGAAAGAAAAUAAGGUGGUAAAGAGCCCUGGAUAUAGUUGGAUUGAGGUUGGAAGUGUUGUUCAUGAGUUUAGAUCUGGUGACAGGGUGCACAAAGAGUUGGUUACUAUUCAUGAAAAACUGAGAGAGUUGGAGAAGAAAAUGAAGUUGGCAGGCUAUGUGCCGGACCUUGAGUUUGCCUUGCAUGAUGUAGGAGAAGAAUUAAAAGAGCAACUCCUGCUGUUUCACAGUGAAAAGCUGGCAAUAGCUUUUGGGAUUAUUAAAGUGCCAUUAGGUACUCCCAUUCGAGUGUUUAAAAACUUGAGAGUAUGUGGGGAUUGCCAUCGUGCCAUCAAGCACAUAUCAGCAAUAGAAAAAAGAGAAAUUAUCGUGAGAGAUACUACAAGAUUCCACCAUUUUAAGGACGGUGUUUGUUCUUGUGGUGACUAUUGGUAAGCUUACAGAAAAAAGUUUUCUUUCUAAAACAACUGUCAAGGAGUUUAUUGGCAGUGCUGAGAGGGUAAUGUGGAUUUCUGUCAAAAGUUUUUAAAAAUGAUUGUAUGAUGGU
Messenger RNA from Pistacia vera, 2348 nucleotides. Its product is annotated as pentatricopeptide repeat-containing protein At4g16835, mitochondrial-like. NCBI's taxonomy places the organism in Eukaryota, Viridiplantae, Streptophyta, Magnoliopsida, Sapindales, Anacardiaceae. Gene Ontology annotation, biological process: RNA modification. The transcript has a single exon. The record is from RefSeq and is a predicted model, not a curated record. Gene Ontology annotation, molecular function: RNA binding; protein binding; zinc ion binding. The coding region runs from base 263 to 2236 and encodes 657 amino acids.